CGUAGCUGGGUAGCAGCAGCUUUGGGGGGAGGAAAUGAAAGGCGGCUUUGUCGUCGACGGGCCGCUCUUGGUCCUGGGUCGUGUGCUCCUCCUCCUCCUCCUCCUGCCGGUUGCUGUUUGGUUCGUGCUGGACGUAUCCCCGGUCCUCACGUACUCCGGCAGCAUAAUAACGGCCAGACAUCUUCCCCAGGCCCAAGCCUGUAGCAACUAUGCAAAGGGCAAGUGGGUAGCGGAUGCGAGGAGGCCGCUCUACUCCGGCAACGAGUGCAGGCGAUGGCUGUCACGAAUGUGGUCUUGCCGCAGGACGGAACGCACAGAUUUCUCGUACGAGAGCUACCGGUGGCAGCCGCAUGACUGCGAGAUGCCCGACUUCUCAGGGCCAAACUUUCUGCAACGGAUGAGGAACAGAACUCUGGCAUUCGUGGGCGAUUCGCUGGGCAGAGAGCAGUUCCAGUCCAUGAUGUGCAUCGCGACAGGCGGCAAGCGCAGCCCCGAGGUUGAAGACGUCGGCCGGAGAUACGGCCUCGAAAAGGCCCCGUCGCCGUUCAGUCCGGGCGGCUCCGCCUACCGCUUCCCAGAGACCAACACCACCAUCCUCUUCUACUGGUCCGCCACCCUGUCCCAGCUGGAGCCUCUGACGGACGAGAGGAGGAGCUACGCGCUGCACCUCGACCGGCCGGCGCCGUUCCUGAAGGAGCACCUCCCCAGCUUCGACGCCCUGGUGCUCAACACCGGCCACCACUGGAACAAGGUGAAGUUCCGCAGGAACCGCUGGAGGCUGUACGACGGCGGGAAGCCGGUGGGGGAAGCGAACCUCAGCCGUGCGAGGGGCGCCAAGCUCCACAGCAUCGCCAGGUGGGCGGACGCGCAGCUCGCGCGGCACCCUCGGGUGAGCGUUUUCCUGAGGACCAUCUCGCCGGUGCAUUUCGUCGGCGGCGAGUGGGACACCGGGGGGAGGUGCGACAGCACCGUCCCCUUGUCCGGCGGCAGCGGGGUCUCGCGGGAUCGCUCGAGCGACCUGGCUGCGGAGCGCGCGGUGAACGGGACUCGGGUUAGGCUCCUGGAUGUCACCGCGAUCUCGCAGCUGCGCGGCGAGGGCCACAUCUCUAACCAUAGCACCAAAGUUCAGAGGGAGGUUUAUGAUUGUUUGCAUUGGUGCCUUCCGGGCAUACCGGAUACGUGGAAUGAGCUCCUUUUUGCACUGAUGCAGUAACUGUAGAUAUGAUGUAUACGCUUCAGUAAAUGUGAUCUUUUUGUGUAGGGCACUCCAGUUUUUUUU
Messenger RNA from Triticum dicoccoides, 1279 nucleotides. Its product is annotated as protein trichome birefringence-like 16. The transcript is spliced from 3 exons. Gene Ontology annotation, molecular function: O-acetyltransferase activity. Lineage: Eukaryota; Viridiplantae; Streptophyta; Magnoliopsida; Poales; Poaceae. The record is from RefSeq and is a predicted model, not a curated record. The coding region runs from base 35 to 1213 and encodes 392 amino acids. Gene Ontology annotation, cellular component: Golgi apparatus.